Molecule: messenger RNA, 1620 nt
Organism: Symbiodinium sp. CCMP2592
Lineage: Eukaryota; Dinophyceae; Suessiales; Symbiodiniaceae
Source: the annotation of a GenBank genome assembly
AUGGAUUUCCCGCCUGCUCCGGAGACGGAUGAUGCAGAGAAGGCGGAAAAUCCUAUAUCCACUAGGGCCAUGGAGAUGAACUGCACGGCUUUGCAGGUGAUGGUAUCGCAUUACAAAGUGUUGAGUGGUAAGAAGGUCCCCAUUACGAAGCUGGAAGCCUCCGUGAAGAAACUCUACGAGAAGAUGACUUGUGUUCCGGCGAUGGGACCCCGACAAUACUAUUGCGAUGCUUGGGCCCAGGGUGUCCGGGACCUUUUUGCAAGCAUCCAAAGCCUUCGGGACGAGCAGACUGAUGCAGACGAUGGCGAUGACGAUGAUGAUGAAGAGGAAGGAGAAGAGGAAGUGGGGGAGGAGGAUUCAAUCGUGGAAGGGGAGUCGGAGGGGUAUGAGACUGACGAUUCCAAGAAUGCGGGCCGGGAGGAAGACACGUGCUCAAGUGAGGCCAAGAGCUCCAAGGCGAGUUCCGUGGCCAAGGACGAUGGUGCCGUGGCCAAGGACGAUGGUCGUGGAGUCGGCGAAGUGCCUUUGGAUUCCCAAGAGGAUGCGCAGGCCCCUAAGAAACCUUACUGGCGCUACAGGUCGAAAUCGACUUUGGCAUCCCUUCCGACCACGGCCGUUCUUGGUGCUUCCCCUGCUGUGGAGACCCCGGCCUCCUAUGUGGGUGGUGUCACCGCUGCUGAGGAGGAUGAGUUGCAGCGAUUGCUGCAGCAGAUAGCCCUCGAGGAGGGCGGCGGCGACAUGAGUCCGGAAAUUGCUCGUCACGAGCGACUGCUGAUGCGGAUGGGUACGCCUGAGCAAGCUUCGAAGCCUGAAGGUGCCAUGGAUCCUGCACCCGACUGCAAGAGGAAGCUCGAUUUUGGCGAGCACGAGCGUGCACCCGAUUGGAAGAAUCCGCCUGAUCAGGAGCAUUGGGAGGACACCAUGGUGGAGCGGCCCACAGAAGCUCCGGAGCAUGCUCCGAUCGUCGACGUAGAUUCCAGCCCAGAGAAAAUCAAACAGGAGCCGUCGUCUCCGGGCCGGGAGUCUGGCCCAGUUCUCGCUGUGUCCGUGGAGGCCCAGAACCAGCUUCGGAACACCAUCCGGGCGUCGAUCCGCCGCAUGCGUGGGGGGAAGAAGAGCCAGGGUGACGACGACGCAGAGCAGAAGCCCAAGAAAAAGCGCGGCCGGAAGCCCAAGACCGCCAAGGAUGACCCGGAGAUUGAGCAGCUUGUGCCUCGCCGUGGCAAGCGAAAGGCCAAGGCCACAUGUGAGACCGAGCCCGAGCCCGAGGAGUCUUUGCCUUUGCCAAAGGCAAAGGCAAAGGCGAAGGCGAAAGCAAAGGCGAAAGCAAAGGCGAAAGCAAAGGCAAAGGCCUGUGCAGAGAAGCCGGUUUCCAAAGCAAAGGCGAAGGCGAAGGCGAAAGCAAAGGCUAAGAGUCGUGCGAAUCCUUUAGAUGAGGCUGAUGGGGAGUACCGGCUAAAGCUUAGCCCUGAUCGCAAGAAUCGCAGUGGCUUCUCGAAGUGUGGCCGAUUGACCCUCGGGUGUUCGAGCUGCCGCUGGGGUGUGCUCGGUUGCGGCACUUGCCUUCGCACGAAUUUCCAUGGAAAGCGGUGGAAUGCAGUGGCAUGCCCUGAGGAGUAA